This is a messenger RNA of Chinchilla lanigera (long-tailed chinchilla), 2414 nucleotides long. It is a transcript of the gene Yeats4, whose product is annotated as YEATS domain containing 4. The transcript has 7 exons. Gene Ontology annotation, biological process: regulation of DNA-templated transcription. Bases 1255 to 1932 code for a protein of 225 amino acids. The record is from RefSeq and is a predicted model, not a curated record. NCBI's taxonomy places the organism in Eukaryota, Metazoa, Chordata, Mammalia, Rodentia, Chinchillidae.
GGUUUACAGUGUUCCUUCUUACUAUUUCAACUUUAGGACAAUGAUUUCCUAGCACAAAGUUAAAGUUUAAACUCUAUUUCCUUUUCAGCCCCAUCACCCAUGGCACCCUUCUCCAAAGUCCAUCCUUCCAAAUGUAACGACAUAUUUUUAUGUUAGUGCAACACUUGGUUUACGUAACACUAAAUACAAUUACUUUCUUUUCUUGUACAAGAUUUUGUUUUCCCUAGAACAAACAACCACAUGAUCCUUAAAUCUGCUUUGUUUUCUGAGUGUAACUAUGUCGACUUCCCAACUUUAGGUCUAAUAUGUAAAUCUCUUCAUGAGGCUUCAGACAGUUGGAAUUUUGUCAACUCUUUCCCCAGCAGUAUCUCCUAAGGACCCUAAUCUGGACAGGUUGUUUUCUAUGCUCCGAACUGUCAUCCCGGCUCUUCACUGAGACAGUCAUCUUGUUAUUUUCUGUUUCAUACUUGUUGCGUAUCCCAACUUCAUGAUUUCCUUUUUCCUAGUUCAUUCCCUCCUUAACGGAUAACAUCUCCAGGACAUUCCUUGAGAAAGGAGGCAUGAACUUUUGAGAUUUAGCAUGUCUGAAACUUAAAUUCUAUGCAUACUUUUGGUUGACAAUGGCUUGGUAUCAAAGAGUAAACUGUAAUUCUCCUUCAGAAUGCUAAGUAAUACUUUGCUCCCUAAAUUCCAAGGUUGCUACUGAGCAACCUGAAGCUAUUCCGAUUCCAGUGCGGAUCUCUUCUUCCUCGUGUUCUCAAGGUUCACACAAAGAUAGUUUUGACGUCGGUCUGUUGUCACCUCUGUGCCGGCUGCCUGAUAGAAUCUUCCCAUGUGGAAACUCAUAGUCUUAAGUUCUGGAGAACGCUACAAUCCUCUCUUUAUUAAGACUUCCUUCCUUUCUCCAAAUUCUUUCCGGAACUCCUAGACGGGUCCUUCCCUGAGGUUACGGCAACGGCAAGGCGCGUGCGCAGUGUGCGCGGGUGCGCGCGAGUUCACUGCGCCUGCGCACGGCUUCACUGUCGCCCCGCCUUCCGCUCCGCUGCGCCGCGCGGCUGAAUGGCCCGCGGUAUCCGCACCAACCCGCAGGAGCCGGCCGCCGCUCAGCCCCGAGAGGCCCGGUGACGUGCCCUCUUUCGGCUAGAAACCCACCUCCUGGGCCCGCGCGGGAGGAGCGGAGCCUUCGAGGGGAGCGGCGACCCCGCCGAGCCCGGUCUGUUUCCCUGGCGGCGGCGGCUUCUUCCGUGGGACAAUAUGUUCAAGAGAAUGGCCGAAUUUGGGCCUGACUCCGGCGGCAGAGUGAAGAGGCUCUUCAGGCCAAUANNUUAUGGUAAUGUUGCUCGAUAUUUUGGGAAGAAGAGAGAAGAGGAUGGGCACACCCAUCAGUGGACCGUAUAUGUAAAACCAUAUAGAAAUGAGGAUAUGUCAGCAUAUGUGAAAAAAAUCCAAUUUAAAUUACAUGAAAGUUACGGAAAUCCAUUAAGAGUUGUUACUAAGCCUCCAUACGAAAUUACUGAAACAGGAUGGGGUGAAUUUGAAAUAAUCAUCAAAAUAUUUUUCAUUGACCCGAAUGAAAGACCUGUAACCCUAUACCAUUUGUUAAAGCUAUUCCAAUCAGACACCAAUGCAAUGUUGGGCAAAAAGACAGUUGUUUCAGAGUUCUAUGAUGAAAUGAUAUUUCAAGACCCAACGGCAAUGAUGCAACAGUUAUUAACAACGUCACGUCAGCUAACAUUAGGGGCCUAUAAGCAUGAGACAGAAUUUGCAGAACUUGAAGUGAAAACCAGAGAAAAAUUAGAAGCUGCCAAGAAAAAAACAAGCUUUGAAAUUGCAGAGCUUAAGGAGAGGUUAAAAGCAAGUCGUGAAACUAUAAAUUGUUUAAAAAAUGAAAUCAGGAAACUUGAAGAAGACGAUCAGACAAAAGACAUAUAAACAGUUCAGAAGAGAAGUUGGUAGUGUGCUAAUAAGGGGAACUUUAUGGAGAAAUGGGCUUAAUGCAAAUGCUGUGUUUCUUAAAGGAACUGCAUAUGUAGUUGUCAACCAUGGAUUUCUCAGCAAUGGAGUCAAAAUAGUCUGUUCAAUCUUCAAUGGGAAAUAUUUGUGUAAUAAGAACGGAUGCUGUGUAGGCAUUUUACCAGUCCAUCUUAGGAAGAUUCUAUAAUGUGAAGCACAAUUUUUAAAAAUUUUUAUUGUAGUAUAUGAGUAGCCUAUUUUCCUUUUGGCAAGCAUCAAAAUGUCAUUAUCAGUAAAUAACCUGUACAAAUUUUGUAUUUCUGUAAUAGUUAGAAUUAAAGAUAAGAUUCUAAGCAUGUGUAUUUGAUUUCUUCAAAUCCUUAUUUGCCCCUGUUCUACCUCUUUUGUAUAUGCUGUGCCCAAGUACUAAGUAUUUAAUAAACGUUGUUUUUGGACCUGUU